Molecule: messenger RNA, 1086 nt
Organism: Euleptes europaea (tarantolino)
Lineage: Eukaryota; Metazoa; Chordata; Lepidosauria; Squamata; Sphaerodactylidae
Gene: CNR2
Product: cannabinoid receptor 2
Exons: 1
Coding region: 1-1086 (361 amino acids)
Biological process (GO): cannabinoid signaling pathway
Cellular component (GO): membrane
Molecular function (GO): cannabinoid receptor activity
Source: RefSeq, a predicted model, not a curated record
AUGCAGAGAUGCGCAGUGAACGGAACGGCCAACGUCUCCAGCUGCAGCUCCCAUGCGAUGCCCAUGGAGUGCUACAUGGUCCUCGACGAUCCUGCCCAGAAGGCGGUCAUUGCCGUGCUGUGCUGCUUUGUCGGGAGCCUUUGCAUCUCGGAGAACUCUUUGGUGCUGUACCUCAUAUUUUCCUCCCAAAAGAUCCGGAACAAACCUUCCUACCUCUUCCUCAGCAGCUUGGCUGCUGCGGACACGCUCGCCAGCAUCAUCUUUGUCUCCAGUUUCGUGUAUUUCCAUGUUUUCAAUGGGACCGAUCGCUCAAAGGAAGUCUUCUUGCUGAAGCUCGGCGGGGUCACCACGUCCUUCACGGCUUCCUUGGGCAGCCUGCUGCUGAUGGCCUUUGACCGGUAUGUCUGUAUCCUUAAGCCGUCGGAGUACAAGGUCCUCAUCACGAGUAGAAGAGCUGGGAUAGCUUUGGUGGUCCUCUGGGUCGCCGUUAUUUUCAUCGCCUUCCUGCCCCUCCUGGGAUGGAAUUGCUGCACCGUGGACUCAAACUGUUCGGAGUUGUUUCCCUUUGUCGCCACCAGUUACCUCUCCAGCUGGAUUGCUUUAGUAGUGAUCCUCCUGAUAUCUAUUGUCUACGCUUACGUGCACGUCCUUUGGAAGGCCCGCAAGCAUGUGUUGUACAUGAAGAGGCACCAUGCCCAAGCUGGACAGCAGAACACGAGGAUGAGAAUGGACAUCACUUUGGCCAAGACCUUAGUGAUCGUCCUGGCAGUUCUCGUCAUGUGCUGGUCGCCAGUCUUGGUGCUCAUGACUUAUAGUGUGUUUGCCAAACUGAAUGACCUCAGCAGGAAAGCAUUUGCCUUCUGCAGCAUUCUCUGCCUGGUGAACUCCAUGAUCAACCCUGCUAUCUAUGCCUUACGGAGCAGGGAGCUGUGCUCCUCUUUGAGGGAAGUCUGUUCCUGUUUGGGAAGGCUUCCCGGUUUCCCAGAGAGCAACCCAGAAGCAGAGAGCACUCAGAAGUCUUGCCCAAUAGAAACCAUUUAUGAGGAAGUUGUCUGCAACACAGAGGCAGAACCAAUGAAGGACUGA